This is a messenger RNA of Alosa alosa (allis shad), 762 nucleotides long. RefSeq names its product ATP synthase membrane subunit c locus 3b (gene atp5mc3b). The coding region runs from base 146 to 568 and encodes 140 amino acids. Lineage: Eukaryota; Metazoa; Chordata; Actinopteri; Clupeiformes; Clupeidae. The record is from RefSeq and is a predicted model, not a curated record. The transcript has 5 exons. Gene Ontology annotation, molecular function: proton transmembrane transporter activity. Gene Ontology annotation, biological process: proton motive force-driven ATP synthesis; proton transmembrane transport.
CCGUCAUCCGGGAUUUGUGCGGCGUCUCCUCAUAAAUAAGAGUUCACGCAUGCGUAGCAGUUCCUCAGCGGUUCGACCUCUGCAGCCGAGACAAACCCAGGUUAUCCCGCUAGGUUGAUUCUAACAAUCAACGAAACCAACAAAAAUGUAUGCCUGUGCAAAGUUCGUCUCUACGCCUGCAAUGGUCCGUGCUGGAUCAAGGGCCCUAUACAGACCUCUCUCUGCCUCAGUGAUCUCCAGGCCAGAUGCAAGAACAGGAGAGGCUAGCUCAGCCCUUGUUUCACAGAGCCCCAUGUCCCAGGUCGCACUGCGGGGCUUCCAGACUAGCUCAGUGAGCCGAGACAUCGACACCGCCGCCAAGUUCAUUGGUGCCGGUGCUGCCACCGUGGGUGUGGCCGGAUCCGGAGCUGGAAUCGGGACUGUGUUCGGCAGCCUCAUCAUUGGUUAUGCCAGGAACCCCUCCCUGAAGCAGCAGCUGUUCUCCUAUGCUAUCCUGGGCUUCGCCCUGUCUGAGGCCAUGGGUCUCUUCUGUCUGAUGGUGGCUUUCCUCAUCCUGUUUGCCAUGUAAAGCCCCCUUCACCCUCGUCCCGCGCCAGCCGAGAAGACGCGUCACUUUACUCUGGCUACCAAAAGCGUUCUGUGUUGGUGUCAUGACUGUACAUUUUCCAAGUUUUUGUUGAAGGUUGACAAUAUGAAAACCAACAUGUAUUGUAAAAAUGUAACCAAUUACAGAAUUAAAAUACAUGUAUUUCACUAUUUAAA